Molecule: messenger RNA, 5065 nt
Organism: Clarias gariepinus (North African catfish)
Lineage: Eukaryota; Metazoa; Chordata; Actinopteri; Siluriformes; Clariidae
Gene: ednrba
Product: endothelin receptor Ba
Exons: 7
Coding region: 153-1517 (454 amino acids)
Biological process (GO): enteric nervous system development; G protein-coupled receptor signaling pathway; vasoconstriction
Cellular component (GO): membrane
Molecular function (GO): endothelin receptor activity
Source: RefSeq, a predicted model, not a curated record
GAUACACAAAUAGACAACAAUAAGUAUCUGUAACAAACAUUUUGUCCAUUUUUGACUGCCAUUCGGGUAAUAUCAUUUCAUUCCGUUAUUUUAAAAAGAAAAAUACCUUAACUGACUUUCUUUAUUCAUUUAUUUAUGUAUUAUUUUUUGAAAUGACUAAACUGGAGACUAAAUUGAUAUUUUGGGCUCUCGCGCUGUUGGCGCUCACCUGCGCCGAAGCCGAAAACCCGGAUGGAAAAACGACCGGUCUGCGCGCGCUCAACGUCACGGCCGCGCGACUACCGCGCGCGCCGCCGCCCAUGUGCACGGGACCCACAGAGAUCCGGGACGCGUUUAAGUACAUAAACGCGGCCGUGUCGUGUCUCGUGUUCGUGGUCGGGCUCGUGGGCAACUCGGCGCUGCUGCGGAUCAUCUACGCGAACGAGCGCAUGCGCAACGGGCCCAACCUGCUCAUCGCGAGCCUGGCGCUCGGUGACCUCGUGCACGUCGUCAUCGGCAUCCCCGUUAACGUGUACAAGCUUCUGGCUGAAGACUGGCCUUUUGGUGUUGGAAUUUGUAAAUUGGUUCCUUUUGUGCAGAAGGCAUCGGUCGGCAUCACUGUCUUGAGUUUGUGCGCAUUAAGCAUAGACAGGUACCGAGCGGUGGCAUCCUGGAGCCGCAUCAAAGGUAUCGGAGUGCCCAAGUGUACGACCAUCGAGAUCGUACUGAUAUGGCUGCUCUCCGUCAUUCUGGCAGUGCCCGAGCUCAUCGCCUUCGAUAUGAUCACUAUGGAUUAUAAAGGAGAGCACUUGAGGAUCUGCCUGCUGCAUCCCAUGCAAAAGAGCCAGUUCAUGAAUGUUUAUAAGUCAGCAAAAGAUUGGUGGCUCUUCAGCUUUUACUUCUGCAUGCCGCUGGCCUGCACCGCCAUCUUCUACUCCCUCAUGACCUGUGAGAUGCUGCGUAAGAAGGGCAGUGCACAGAUUGCUCUGACCGACCACCUAAAACAUAGACGCGAGGUGGCAAGGACGGUCUUCUGCCUGGUGUUGGUCUUCGCUCUGUGUUGGCUGCCUCUGCACCUGAGCCGUAUUCUCAGACUCACCCUUUAUAAUGAGGACGAUCCGAACCGCUGCGAGUUUCUGAGCUUCUUCCUGGCCCUGGAUUACAUUGGGAUCAACAUGGCUUCAGUGAACUCAUGCAUCAACCCAAUAGCUUUAUAUAUGGUCAGCAAAAGGUUUAAGAGUUCCUUCAGGUCUUGCCUCUGUUGUUGGUGUCUACCUCCUGAGGUGUUAGCAGUGGAUGGACAGCAGUCCUGCGUGAAGCUGAAAUCGGCAGAGCACGGGUCAGAACAGAGCAGCAAACAAGUACACUUCGCUUUAAGUGCUCACCCCAAGGACAAUUCUGUAUAUACAAAGGGUAAUACUAUAUGUAAUACAAACCUUUUGACUUUGAGUGACCACUCUGCUCUCUGUGCACCAUCUGCGCCAUUCGCAGCACAUGAAAUGAGGAUGUAUUGUGGAGUAGGUCACUACUCGGAGUAGCUACUGUACAGACACCUAAAGUGUAUAUAGUCAUAUUGUCUUGCUGAAUGAGACACACCAAUCACUAUGUUGUUGACAUGAUCAUUGUAACUGAUGCUCCUGUUAGCGCUACUGAUGUCAAACAUUAUUCUGACCAACCAGAUUUAAGAAACUCAAUAUCACUAUGGUAUAAAAUUGUCGAAAUUAUUGCAAUAGGAGGUUAAAUAUAACCGCUAAAUACUGUACUGUAUGUGGAGCCAAUUGACAGAAAUACAUCCCAGUGUUCCACUGCAUACUCAAAGCUACCGGCACAUUCUUUCAUGCUGACAAGAGCAAACAUAUAGUGCUUCAUGCCUUCUGUUAGCGUGAUAUGAUUUUAGUAGGGUUGCUUGAAGCCUGCUUGAGGGGUUCACUUGUAAUCAGAGCUGUUAAUAACUCCGGUGAAUUAUUAUUUAAUAUAAUUUUGUGGCUGUAUGUUAAGUUUGUAUCUCAUAUUUAAAUUAGCAACUGUGUAAUUUGAAGUACCAUAAAAUGUCUCGACUAUAUAAUUCCAUUUUAUAAUAUAUUGCAUCAUAUAUGGGUGUUACAACACAAUUUAAACAGAAGAUUAAGGGAACGCAGGGGUGGCGGAGUGGCCUAGUGGUUACAGAUUUGAAUCUUGACCGCGUGAAAUCUCCAUGCUUGGUCGUUUCCUCCCUCAGGCCUAAAACAUGCAGCAUAGGCUGAUUGGCAUUUACAGAUUGCUUGUGUCUUCUGAUGACUUGGCAAUCCAUCAAGUGUGUACCCCGUCUUGUGCAAUGGGAAGGACUCCAGCCCACCUGCAAUCCUAUACAGGAUAAGUGGUAUAUAGAUGACGGAUGGAUGUUUAACAGGUCCUAUUCUAUAUGUUGAUAAUGGUUACAUUGUUCACAGAGAAAUCAAGAACGGCAAAUGCAGCCAAGAUUUACUGCAAAUAGGUAAACAAUGAGAUCACGUUCAAGCUGGUGAAGAACGUCAAAUGACAGAACUCAAUACAUUACAGUGGAUUCAGGAACCCAACAGACAGAAAAGUCUGUUUUUUUGCCAAUAAACUCUCUCAGUAGUGUAUGUGAACUCCUGAUGUCCUUCCAGAGACACUCUGCCCCACACUAUGGGGGGACAUUUACUGAAAGUAUUGUGCUUCAUUCUGUUUCCAAAUUCUCACAUGUUGGUCACAGUUGGAAAUGUGGAAACUCUGUGAACAUUUUUCAACAAUCUAAGUCUCCAGUGAGAAGUUUGCCAGACCUGGUAUUCCCUGCCAAAUGCCAAGUGUGCAAUAUCUUGGUGUGAGCUACUGUAUAGACCUCGACGGGGAAUUCUGCUCCUUAAACCACUUUCAUUCAAACAGUAUCUGGCAGUCUGGCCAACAAUUUUCUGAUGUUUGUUGGCACUUAAAAAGUCUCUUUGCAAGGGAAUUUUUAAACCCCAAUUUUAUAACCUUAUGGGACCACGGACGUAUUCGCACCAUAGACGACCAUAGGUACCCAAGUUUCACUUGUGUCUGUGGGGACUAAAAGAUAAAGAAAAUCCCAACAUCUUAAUGUGAGCUACUAUAGAGACCUCGACAAGCAAAAACUGGCAAAAAAGGAAACUCUGGCUACAACAGAAAGGCACCAGAACCCCCAGUGCACCAUGGCCUGCUGCGUACAAAUCUUACCAGGCAAAGAGUUCAAAGUUGUUGAUCUGGCAUCCAAAUUCCCCCGGAUCCCAACCAUCCAUGGAAGCCCCACCUACAACCCACAGCACUAAAACAAUCGACGCACAUAUAUAUCUUGCACCUUUAGGAUAGAGGGUUCAAUUCCCGCCUGUGCUUGGCAGGUCUCCUCCAGGUACUCUUGUUUCCUCCUACAGUCCAAAGAUUAUGUUAAUUGGGAUUUCCAAAUUGUCCAUAAUGUGUUUGUAUGUGGACCCCUGUGAAGGAUUAGUACCCCAUCUUGUGCCCUUAGUCCCCUGUUAUAGGCUCCAGUCCCCCACGACCCUGAACGCAGGAUAAAGCAGUAAAGAAGAUCAGAAUCAGAAGGAGGUUUAUUGCCAAUUACGUUUGCAUAUACAAGGAUUUAGUUUUAAUGACAGAAGCUUCCAGAGCCAACAACAAAGAAAUGGAAUAAGAUGUGGGAUAAUAUCAAAUAAAUAUCAGCGGUGACUGAACGAAUAUCUUCCUCUGAGAUAUGCGACACAAGUCGACCACAGCUGCCGGAGCAACAUUAGGGAACGCAUAAACACACUCAGUGGGAAGCGUUAUCCUCCUCUUCCGCUACUGGCGCUAUGAUUGAUGUGAGAGAAUGUCGUAUGCACCCUAGAGAGAGAAUGGCUAAUCCGCUCUAGACUCCAAGCAAGUAGUUGUAGCAAACAAUAACAGUCCUGAGAACAGUUUAAGAGUCUCAGAACUGGUUUAAUCCAAUAGGCAAAAAAUUGCAGGACUGUUUUCAGAACUCAGUUUGAAUUCAUCGUGCAUCACAAGCAGGUACAGUACGUACCAACCUCUGGCCCAGCUCGCCAGAAAAAAAAAACAUUUAAAAAGAAAUUUGUAUAAUUUGAAUUAAUUUGCAUUAAAAACAUUUUUUAUUGUUGUCUUAACAUAGGGGGCAAUUUUUGAGUAGUGUUCAUUAGAUCUGCAUAUGUAAUCACAGCUUCUUAGACUAAUCAGUGCGUAUUGUGGAUUUCUUUCAUCUUUAACCUGUAGCUGGCUCUCCAUUCGAAUAAAGACAUGACAGAACUGGGUCAGAGACAAGAAAAAAACAAAAGAAAAAUCAGCAGGUGGUUCAAAGUUGGCAAAGCUCAAUUCAUCUCUGUUGAUGAAAACCAAGACCGAACCCAUGCAGCUUGAUUUACUUGUUUACUUUUAGACCAAAAUAAACUUUGGUAAUUCAGUUUUCCAACUUUGCACUGCUGCUUCAGAGAGAAUUGCAUAGCGACUGUUUUCUGUCAGGCUUUGAAAUGGUUUCAACCUCCUGCCUUUGUUUAUUUGAAUAAAGAGAAUCUGAAGUGAACAGUCUGAUGUACAAUUGGGUUGUCACUAGAAUACACACAGAUGCAGCCAAUUUGGGAUUCUACAAUAUCACUUUACCCGAAUGAUUCAUCUCGAUAAAGUGAUGAAUGGAUUUGUCUUUGUCACAUUUUUUAUCGCCUUUGUCUACGCAAAGGUCAUACCAUUUAUAAGAGUGCUCUUGAAGGACAUCACAUGAAAGAGGGAAUACACUAGCACCUCAUAUGACUCCCUCAUUUUACUCUCCGGUCACACACAGCACAUUAAAGCAGUGAAUUCUCUCUCGGGUACUUUUGUCCUGCCUCAGGGGCUGUGAAAUUGGCAACAGUGGCGCUGCUGAUCAACGGCAGUCUCCCUCCACGAUGCUUGUCAAAUCAUAAUGGCCAAAGGGCCUUAAAUGACAAAGUAGAUUACCUUCCAGGGGCAUGUCUCCAUGGAAAUGACAAGGGACAGAGAGAAAAGUUCAUACAGUAAAAAUGGUUUAAUACAGUUGUAGUGGCGUCCAAACGUCUGAGUUUAAUAUUAAAGAAAUGUUUAUUUGGUUGCGUAAAAAUGUGUUUUGUAA